AUGAAGCCGAAGAAGCACAAACGCGGUGUCUUCCUGCACACGAGUAAACUCUCUGAGCCAGCAGAAGUUUUCCAAGAUAAGAAGAGCCACGCCUGUCCGGAAAUCAGAAACUACCUCCUCCCUCCAGCAACCACAAGCUCCGAGCCAUGGCUGAACCGUCCAGAGCUGCCCUCUUCGGAAGAGAUCAUGGGUACCGUGGAUGCCAACGAUGACGACUUCGUCGAUCUCGUUCCCAAUAACAUCUUCGGUCCCUGGGAGUCAAAGAAUGCAUACCUGAAAGCGCACUAUGAGCUGCUGAGAGAAGACGCUGUUGCCCCGCUAAGGGAUGCUGUAGCACAUGUCCGCGAAAACCCCAGAAUGAUGGACAAUAAGGUAGCUUCGAUCUACGAAAAGGUACAUAUCAUCGGCCUUACUUGCGCUUCGACAGGGCUGGGGUUCCGUAUUCAAUUCUCCACACACCGUGCCGGAAAGAAUAUUGCCUGGGAGUACUCAAAUCGAUUGAUUACUGGGUCUCUUCUAGCACUGACUCCCAAAGAUGAUGCCUUCCGCACCAAGUGUGUCGUUGCGGUGGUGGCGAGCAGAGCUCUGGAGAGCGUUAAAUUGAAGCCUCCGGAGAUAGAUAUCUUCUUCGCGAAGCCCUCUGAUAUCGAGUUCGACCCUCAAAAAGAGUGGCUCAUGGUCGAAGCUAAAGAUGGAUACUUUGAGUCGGUCAGACACACCAUGACCGCCUUACAGAAGAUGGACCAAGAGGAUUUCCCCCUAUCCGACCACAUAUGCCGCCUUGACCCUGACAUUAAACCACCCGAAUACGUCAAAGCCAAUCCGCGUGUUGAUCUUCAUACUAUAAUUGACGACUGCAACGAAGACAUUCGAGUUGACCUGCUUGCAGGAUGGCCCUCAUCACCAAUUGGAGAUUGCGAUGCAACUCAGUGGGAAGCUCUCCAUAAUAUGUUGACCAAGCGACUAUCCAUCGUGCAAGGACCUCCGGGAACUGGUAAGACGUAUGUGUCAGUCCUUGCCUUGAAGAUCUUGCUUUCGAAUAUGAAGCCCAAUGACCCACCCAUCAUCAUUGCUUCCCAGACAAAUCAUGCGUUGGAUCAGCUUCUCGGACUGGUUUCGCUUAUAGAGGGGAGAUAUAUUCGCCUUGGGGCGCGUAGCUCUGACCCCUGUGUCAAAAUGCGUACUCUGUUUGCUAUUCGAAAGAAUGAUCCCGGCUUUGUCGGUGGCGGCGUUAUGGCAGCAGCCACUCGGGAUUGCAGAAUGCUUACCCACGAAAUAGCCGACCUCUUGGAGCCAUUUGGUGCUGAGCAUGCGGGUGCGCCGCUGUCGUCUGAGACUUUCAAGCGAUAUGACUUGUUGACCGACGCUCAGCUAGAUCUACUGAGGAAAGGAGCCGAGGACUGGAUUAGCUCCGAGCAGGAUGACGAAAUUGACCCCUUGGUUGCUUGGCUUGGCGAGGAGGCGGUGCCCUUCCAGGCCGAAUAUGCAGAAGAUCACUUCGGAUUCGAAGAUGAGAUAGAUCUGGAGUACGAACAAUUGAAAGAGCUUGAGGGGGAGCAAGGCCUUGAAGAUGACGGUGCUGACUAUCUAAAAGGCCGCUUCCUUAAUCUUGUUGAGACCAUGUGUGGGCGAAGUCACUCCGUCUCCCAUGUGGUCACGGUGGAUCAUACUAAGGUUGUAGACUUGUGGAAGGUCAAACUCGAAGCGCGCGGACACGUAUAUGAUACUCUUCGGCAGCUCCUCAAAGACAAGGUUACGAGACGCCUUCGCGAGCUUGCUUUCAAGUAUCAAAAGGCUUGCAAGUGGCUGCAGGCUAGUAGAUGGGAGGUAGAUCAUGCGAUCCUUCAAAGUGCGAAAGUCAUCGGGAUGACUGCCACCGGCUUGAGCAAGUACAGAGGUCUUGUAUCGAGCCUCAACCCGAGAAUCGUUGUAAUUGAAGAGGCUGCCGAAGCCAUUGAGGCCCCAAUCGCCGCUGCAUGUUUCAAUUCACUUCAACACCUCAUUCUCGUUGGCGAUCAUCAACAGCUGCGCGGUCAUUGCACUGUGCCGGACCUGGAAGGAGACCCCUUCUACCUUGAUGUCUCCAUGUUUGAGCGGCUGGUGAAUAAUAACCUGGAAUAUAUCACCUUGCGCUGGCAGAGACGAAUGCCUCCAGAGGUGCGACAAUUACUGGAGCCCAUCUACGGCAAUCUCGAGGACCAUGGAUCCGUUCUUCAGCGAUCGAAAGUGGUCGGUAUGGGCGACCGCCGGUCUUUCUUCUUCUCCCACAAUUGGCCGGAGAGCCGCGAUAGCUUUGCCUCAAAAUUCAAUGAGACGGAAGCGCAGAUGAUCGUGGGGUUCUUUGUUUACUUGUUGCAGAAUGGGGUGCCUGUCCACGACAUCACCAUCUUGACUUUCUACAACGGACAGAGAAAGCGCCUCCUGAGCCUCUUGAAGAAACAUCCCUACCUACAAGGCUUGUACCUGAAGGUUGUUACCGUUGAUUCGUACCAAGGCGAAGAGAACGAGAUUGUCAUCCUUUCCAUGGUACGCAGUGGCGGGGAUAACAUCGGAUUCUUGUCUAUCGAGAACCGCGUCUGCGUUGCCCUGUCGCGCGCCAGAUGCGGGUUCUAUAUCUUUGGGAAUGCAACUUCUGCUGCAACCAACAGCGCGCUGUGGGCUCGUGUGCUGUCCAUCAUGAAGCCUCAGCGAGUUGGAGUGGAGCUGCCAUUGACCUGCGUCAAGCAUAAGGUUAUGGCGUGGAUGAAAGGUUUCAUCGCAGACCCUUCGGAAUGGGAGUACAUCAAUGGUGGGUGCCAUAGAAAAUGCGGCGAGACGCUCGACUGCGGCCAUGCGUGUAGCCUCAAGUGUCACAGCUUUCCACAUUCCGAAGUUGAAUGCGACAGCAUCUGCAAUAAGGUGUGGGAAUGUGGACACAAGUGUCGGUCAUUAUGCUCGCCGCAACAUUCGUGUUUGUGCACGAGUUGUAAAGAGGACUUGGCAACAGGUUAUGCAACAGCAGCAGCGACAGCGGAGGAAAAUGUCCCGGUGGGACCUCAAGCGGAUCCCCGCCCCGAGGGCAUCCGAGUCUACCAAGCAGAUGCCAGCGUCGGAUUUACAGAGCACGACGAGACCUUGUCAGAGAAAGCGCGAGCCAAUGGGUUAUUGAGCUUACCGGACUUGUCCCACGCAGUGGAGGAAGAUCUACUGUUGGAGGAGGACGAGGGGCUGGGGAGGGGCCGCAGUAGGAAUCAAGCAGUGGGGCAGGGAGCGACGACGACUCGCCUACGGCUUUCAGUGUCACUCCUGGAUUUGUACGAUGAUUGA
Aspergillus saccharolyticus JOP 1030-1 is the source of this 3306-nucleotide messenger RNA. Its product is annotated as putative DEAD box helicase involved in nonsense mediated decay. NCBI's taxonomy places the organism in Eukaryota, Fungi, Ascomycota, Eurotiomycetes, Eurotiales, Aspergillaceae. Gene Ontology annotation, biological process: regulatory ncRNA-mediated heterochromatin formation. Gene Ontology annotation, cellular component: nuclear RNA-directed RNA polymerase complex. Gene Ontology annotation, molecular function: helicase activity. The transcript is spliced from 4 exons. The coding region runs from base 1 to 3306 and encodes 1101 amino acids. The record is from RefSeq and is a predicted model, not a curated record.